AUGUUGAACCCACCUCAUGACCAACCUGCUUUUUGGUCUCGUACCAAAACAAACAAGACCAUUUCUUCUUCCAAUAUAUCUUUGAAAGGAAUGAUGAACCUCUUGUUCGUCAUCCAUGUGAUGGUCGUUGCAUGUAUUAUGGCCACCAUCAUCCCAUCCACACAUGCUUUGACUCUUGAAGACGACCGAUUUGCUUCUAGUCUAGCCUCCAUUCAGGCCAUUCACGAUCACUUCUUUCAAGGCUCUUCCAAAGGUAGUGCCUCUACAGCCAUCCUCUUCCGCAAUGAAACUUUGGGAGAGAUUUUUGCAGGACAAGCCUUUGAGAAUGUUCCAAACGUGAAACCCAACAGAGAUACCAAGUACAGAAUUGCAUCAGUCACUAAAACAUUUGUAUCGGCUGCCAUGAUGGCAUUGAGAGAUGAGGGUCGUUUGGAUUUGGAUCAAUCCGUUUUGGAUUUUGUGCCAGAGUUUAAAGCCUUUCCGAAUCCUUUUGGUUUUUCGUCGAAUCUAACGUUCCGACAAUUAAGUUCUUACAUGUCGGGAUUGCCUCGAGAAGCACCUUGUGUGUUGUUUGAUUGCGACUAUACGAAUGCUCAAAUGAUCGAUCGUAUCAAGAAGAAUGGCUUGUUUUUAGUGAGGGAUGGAGAUCAUUUUCCAAUCUAUUCCAAUUUAGGAUAUUCAUUAUUGGGUCAUGGUUUGGAAAGUGCAGCAGCCAUGCCGUUCGAACAAGUCAUUACAACUCGAAUUUUGGAUCGUCUCGGAAUGAAGAAUACUGGUUUUGUCACCAAAGAUAAUUUGAACACGUUACAACUUGCAACAGGCUAUCAUCACAACACUCCCAUCUAUAGCAAUAAUAGAACCAUUUCAUGGAAUCAACCAGCUGCAGGCAUGUACAGCUCCUUGGGAGAUUUGCAACUCUAUGUGAAAAUUUUGUUGGCAGCCUUUGUUCAGACUGCAGUUGGAUUGAGUUGGGAAAUGGUCUAUUACAACAUGUUCUCAAGUUGGGCCAUUAUGAAGAGUGGACUCAUUGGUGGUUACAAUGCUCAAAUUGUCCUGUUGCCAAAAUAUGAAAUGGCAGUGAUUACAUUACUCUCCAAGGAUGACGGCGCCCAAUCUUUGGCUCUGCAAUCAGCCUUGUCCAUUGUGGCAUCGGUCAAGGACUAUUUGGAUUCAUUGAGAAUGAAGGACUUGUCAGACAAGACAUCCUCUCUCGUUCCAAAUGUUGUGACAUUUGUUGGAAAUUACAUGAGUGAGAAACAAUCAUCAUGGUCAUCAUCCUCUUCUGUAUCGAUUGCCUUAUUUAAUGCCUCGACAACACAAGUAUUGAAAAUGAAAAAUGUUUUGGGAACAGAGUUGUCAUCGACAUUCCUAAUUCCCACACCAAGUAAUGGUGGAAGUACAAAUUCUUUUCUUGUACAGCCCUAUUCUGUCCCCACAAGAUUACAAUACGAAACAGGAAUUGGAGGCAGUAGAAUUGAAUUUUCACAAGAUUUCAAGAAUUUCACAGCACUCGACAUGGGUCUACAAUUCAUGAACAAGUCAUCUGGUUCCAACACGGCACGUCGACCUAAAUCUCUUAGAUCCACACAAGCUAUUCCCGUCGUGUGCAAUUUCAUUCCAAAAGAUGUUUCCCUAAAGACUCCAAUUGCUGAUUCAUCCAUUUUGAAUUUAUUCGAUCAGCUGAAACAAGAAAUUGCCUCUUUAAUGAAACAGCAAAACUCUUCAGCUUAUUUGAAAAUCAGUUACAGAGGACAGGCUGUGUAUGAUGCUGCUUUUGGUGAUUCCAACAUUUCACAAAAUUCCAUCUUUAGAAUUGGAAGCUUGACACAACUUUUUACUGCUGCAGCCACUCUCAUUGCCAAAGAAAAAGGGAUUAUUAGUUCUUUGGAUGACCCUGUGAGUCGUUACUUCUCUGGAAUCUCCUUCCAAGAAGUUAUUUCAAAUAAUAUGUUCUCGAAUAACAUGACAUUUAGACAACUCAUGAUGCAUGCAUCAGGCUUACCAUCUGGAAUUCCAUGUGACUUGUUAAAUUGUAAUAUGAAUUGGAACAGUUACUUGCAGGAGGCUCUUUCAAAAUUUAGAAUGAUUCAGCCAUCCUAUAAUUCAAGAACUAUUUCUACAUUAGGGUAUACCAUUCUUGGAAAUGUCUUGUCUCAGUUAACGGGAACUUCACUUGAAAACUUUAUCAAGGUCAAUAUUUUGAAUCCUCUUGGAAUGUCCAAUACUGGCUUUACUUACACGACAAGUGUUAAAAAUCAACUUGUUUUAGGACGUGAUCUGAAAGGUCAAUUAUUGAGCAGUGAGGUUGACAAUUUGUACAUUCAAGAAGCUUCUGCCCAAAUGUACUCAACGACAAGUGACAUGUCCAUCUUUUUAAAUUGUCUCUCGAGUCUCAAUAGAGAAUGUCCAAUUUUAAAGAGGGAACGCUCUCGAACCUUACUCCUUCGUAAUUACCUCUCUGAUGAUCUUUCAAUGAGUACAGGCUUGGGCUCAUGGCAACACGAAUUUAAUGGUGGAUUCUGGAUUGCAUCCAAAUAUGGCACUAUUAAGGGAUACAAUUCCUAUGCUGGUGUGAAUGAUGAAAUUGAUUUAACCAUCACAUUACUCACAUCUACUGAGUAUCCAGUAGCCAACGAGUUGGUAAGAAACAAAACUCUUAUUCCACAAUUAGUCUCUGCUUUCACUUCUGCACUCAAACAACAACCUUCGUACUUGAUGGCCAAUCUUUCCAUUCCAAACUCUCGCGCCUUGAUUCAAGACAUGAUAGAUUAUGACACAACUAAUGGAUUGUUGACAUUCGCAUUUGUUGAAAGCUCAACACCUUCUCCAUCGAGUAAUCCUCCCACUUUUGCUUUGCAAAUGAUUGAUCAAAGCAGCAUGACAUUCAAGGUGACAACAUUAGGAUCGUUAUCGUGUAUGGGUAAUGUUUUGACUGGCAUUGAAGGUGCUGUUGUGAAAUUUAAUAUUGCCAAUGGAAAAGUGGAGUCAUUUUCCAUGCCUUCUCUCAAUUUCGGUAGUGAUUUCAUCAAGAUCAAGGCGAAACCAUCUACAAGCAUUUCGGGUGCAUUUGUGCAGAGAGGAAUGAGUUUAAUGUCAUUACUUGUGUUGCUGUUUUGCUCCGUAUUUUUGUUGUAA
Molecule: messenger RNA, 3135 nt
Organism: Naegleria fowleri
Lineage: Eukaryota; Heterolobosea; Eutetramitea; Acrasida; Naegleriidae
Exons: 3
Coding region: 1-3135 (1044 amino acids)
Source: RefSeq, a predicted model, not a curated record